AUGGUCGCCAUUUUCUUCGCCAUCUCUGGUUAUGUCAUUUGUCGCCAUAUUCUACGCCUCAUUCAUGAGCGCAAGCUUGAUUCCGCUUAUCAGAAGCUUGCGUCCUCGGUCUUUAGACGUAUCUUUCGCCUCUACAUUCCCCCCACUAUCAGCAUGUUCCUGGUGGCUGUGCUAGCUCAGGUUGGUGUCUUCAAAUCCGAGUUCUCCAUCUACAAGGGUCCCGACUCGCACUACAUCAACGCGACCAUCACCCACGCCGAUCUGGCUGUGAGCAACAUUUGCGUCAAUGGCACCGCUGUAAAAGGCGCAACAGGUAUCGCCAACUAUCUUGGCAUCGAGACAACCGCAUACCUCCGCAACACUACUGGCUACCCGUUGGGGAACGUGACUGAGUGGACUGACCAGCUUCUUUGUGUUAACCACACAACAAGAUCUUAUGGACCAUCCCAGCUCUACACUUUGGAAUCCGAAUAUGAGGCGCAAUUCCCCAGCAAUGACACCAACAGUACCGAAACCAUCAAGCCCGUCAAGCACAUGUCCGCCAUGGAACGACUGGCUUCACUCAGCUAUUAUGACGACGAUGACCUAGACUUGUCUCUCAAUGCCACCAAUGCCACAAACCCUCUCAACCUUACGUGGGUUCAGAUGGGAGGCUCCUGGGAAGAGCACCCAUUCAUCCACCCCAACCUGACAUACGCCAUGAAGAAUUUCACUCGAUCUUACGCCGAAUGGGCUAAUCCAUUCAACUUUGGUCACUACCACACUCGUUACGACCCCCACACUUUCACCAUCCCGAUGGAAUUCCGUGGUUCCAUGCUCAUCUACAUCUUCCUUCUCGGUACGGCCUUUAUGAAGGCUAAGUGGCGCGCGAGGAUUGGCAGCUUCCUCUCUGUCUACAGCUUGAUCAUCGGAAGAUGGGACAUGGCUACGUUCAUGGGCGGCAUGCUACUUUCGGAGCGUGAUAUUCGACGAUCAUCCGAUCUCCCACCGUCGGCUGCUGGAGCGAAAGGACGCGGAAGAGACUUCCAACGAACGACCAGGGGAACGGCGUUGAGAUGGGCUGGUAUCGUCUUGGCGCUUUACUUCCUUUCAUACCCCGAUUCUGGUGCUGAGUAUACUCCCGGUUUUGCAUAUCUUUCAACCUGGGUACCGAGGUACUACCACCCGCUCUCCGGCUGGAUGUUUUACCAGGCUCAGGGUGCGGUUCUCCUCGUCGCCUGCAUCUUGCGCAGUCCAGUCCUUGUUCGCUUGCUCGAGAGUCGCUUCCCACAGUACCUGGGCAAGGUCAGCUUCUCCCUGUAUCUUGUGCAUGGACCUGUACUGCACAGUCUAGGAUUCUGGAUCAUGCCCCGGCUGUUCGAUAGCUUUGGAAAGAUGGGCGGUUAUGCGAUCGGCUGGGUCAUUCUCAUGGCUGUCACGUUUUAUCUGACAAACUUGUGGAACAACAGGGUUGAUGUGUGGAGUGUGUCAGUUGGAAGGAGGGUUGAGAAGAGGCUCGCAGAGGACUGA
Messenger RNA from Fusarium graminearum PH-1, 1509 nucleotides. RefSeq lists its product as uncharacterized. The transcript has a single exon. The record is from RefSeq and is a predicted model, not a curated record. Gene Ontology annotation, cellular component: membrane. Gene Ontology annotation, molecular function: acyltransferase activity, transferring groups other than amino-acyl groups. Lineage: Eukaryota; Fungi; Ascomycota; Sordariomycetes; Hypocreales; Nectriaceae. Bases 1 to 1509 code for a protein of 502 amino acids. Gene Ontology annotation, biological process: polysaccharide biosynthetic process.